Messenger RNA from Prionailurus viverrinus (fishing cat), 3050 nucleotides. Its product is annotated as cytoplasmic tRNA 2-thiolation protein 1. The transcript is spliced from 6 exons. The coding region runs from base 618 to 2663 and encodes 681 amino acids. Gene Ontology annotation, biological process: tRNA wobble position uridine thiolation; regulation of transcription by RNA polymerase II. Gene Ontology annotation, molecular function: RNA polymerase II cis-regulatory region sequence-specific DNA binding; tRNA binding; DNA-binding transcription factor activity. The record is from RefSeq and is a predicted model, not a curated record. Gene Ontology annotation, cellular component: mitochondrion; cytosolic tRNA wobble base thiouridylase complex. NCBI's taxonomy places the organism in Eukaryota, Metazoa, Chordata, Mammalia, Carnivora, Felidae.
UCACGGCUUCUACUAAGCCUGCGCACCAUUCAAUCGCCGGCGCGCCAAGAAACGCCCACGGGAAUCGAACCCAGGCCGGAAGUGGGCCAGCGCGGCCAUUUCGCUAAGGUUGUUAACUGGGUCUAACCUGUCCGUCGCCUGCGUGGGACGCUGCGGUGAUUUAGGAUGUCAGCAGUGGACGUCCUGUGGGGCCAAUGAGGGGAACUCGGCUUGCGGACUUCCCGGUGGCUCUGCAGAGCCCCCGGAUCAGACCACACCAAUGACGCUGCCGGUCUCCUUAGAAGCCCAGCCAGACUCUCCCCCGCAGCUCUGACUGAAGCCUCCAGAUGCCCACCCAGCUUUGGGCUCCCAGGAAGAAAGGACUUGCCCACAAGAGAGACCGAGAAGUGAAGCCAAGAGGAGACAUGACUGCUGGUGAGAAUUUGCCCCAGAGGUCCCAGGCCCUGGGUUCAGAGGAGCAGGAUGGACCAUGCGAGGGGCUGGAAAUGCAAAGUCAAGACGUCAGCAGGGUUCUUCCUUCUGAGGCCUCUCUCCCUGGCUUGUAGAUGGAUGGCUUCUGACUGUCCUCGUGUGAUCUGCCCUCUGUGGGGGUAUCAGUGUCAUUUGAGGAUGUGACCAUGGACUUCAGCAGGGAGGAGUGGGAGCAGCUGGGCCCCGCCCAGAGAUGCCUGUACUGGGACGUGAUGCUGGAGAUCUGCAGCCACCUCCUCUCCCUGGGGUACCCCAUUCCCAGGCCAGAGAUGAUUUUCAGGAUGGAAAAGGAAGAGGAGCCAUGGAUAAGGGAGGCUCAGCUCCCACAUCAGUGGCAUCCAGAAGGGGAGUUUGGACUCAAAACCUCACGACAGAAAAUUUUUGAAAAAGCUUCGUUUCGUGACGGUAAGGAACUUGUGGCCCCGGGAGGCGGGUCACGGUGCUCUGUCUUGGGAGAUGUGAACCCCACAACGAGGGGUCUGCAGAAGCAAGGGAAACCUUCGCGGCACGGGGCUCUCCUCAGUAGGGAAACACCGGAUACAGAGAGAGACCGCGGGUGUAAAGUCCCGGGAAAAAUCGCUCCUGUGAGGCCCCAUCUUGUUUCUCCACAAAAAAGACCUCCUAAACGUGGCUCAUUUGUGAAAAGUUUGAAGCCCAACCUAGAAGGAAGUCCUCAAAAGCAAAGCGACGGCACAGAACACCUCGAUGGGACUGUCGGCUCUGGCCGGCUACUCCCCCAUAGCCCUUCCGGUCCUGGCUACAAGAACGUUCGUCCAGGAGAGAACCUGUGUGAAGGGAAUCCACAUACGAAAGUCGGCAGCCGUAAACCGCCACACGCACAACAUCGAGUUCAUACCUGGGAGAAACCCGAUAAAUGUGCCGAAUGUGGCAGGGGCUUCGGCCAGAAGCCACCCCUCGAGCAGCAGAGAUUCCACGGCGUGGAAAACCUCCAGGAGAGCAGGAAAUGCACGACGAGCCUUGCCCCGCGGCCAGACCUCGGCGCGUAUCUGCCCGCUCACGCAGGACACGUUCCGUACAUAUGUAAGGAGUGCGGGAAAGUCUUCGCUCAGAGGUCGGAACUGACGACACACCAGAAAAGCCACGCUAGACAGAAGCCCCACAAAUGCCAGGAAUGUGGAAAAGCCUUUUUCCAGGCGUUAUCUCUCUUCAGACACCAGAGAACCCACACUCGAGGGAAGCUCUACGAGUGCGGCGAGUGUGGGAAAGGCUUCUCCCAGAAGUCCACCCUCGCCAUCCAUCAGAAAAUCCACGCCGGCGAGCGGCAGUAUGCGUGCGGCGAGUGUGGGAAGGCCUUCACCCAGAAGUCCGCGCUCAGCCUGCACCGGAGGAUCCACUCGGGGGAGAAGGCCUACGCGUGCCUUGCGUGCGGCCAGGCCUUCGUGCAGAAGGCCCACCUGACCGUGCAUCAGAGAAGCCACACCGGAGAGAAGCCCUACAAGUGCAGCGACUGCGGGAGAGCCUUCAUUUGCAAGUCGCAGCUCGACAUACAUCGCCGCAUCCACACCGGGGAGAAGCCGUACGAGUGCCGUGACUGUGCAAAAGCCUUCACGCAGAAGUCACACCUCAACAUGCACCGGAAGAUCCACACGGGAGAGAGACAGCACGUGUGCCGUGACUGCGGCAAGGCCUUCACCCAGAAGUCCAUCCUCAACAUGCACCAGCGCACCCACACCGGAGAGAAGCCCUACAAGUGCAGCGACUGCGGCAGAGCCUUCACCUCCAAGUCACAGUUCAGAGAGCACCAGCGGGUCCACACGGGCGAGAAACCCUACGUGUGCGCCGCGUGUGGGAAGGCUUUCAACGGCAGGUCCAAUUUCCACAAACAUCAGAUGACUCACACGAGAGGGAAGACCUUUGCCUGCCACACAUGCGGGACCGCCUUUGGCCAGAAAUCAGAGCUGAUGGCACAUCGGAGAACUCACGUCGGACAGAGGCCUCACGAAUGCGGGGACUGCGGGAAAUCCUUCAGUAAGAAACCACAGCUCCAAGUGCACCGGCGAAUUCACACGGGAGAGACGCCCUAUGCGUGUCCUCAGUGUGGGAAGGCCUUCAACAACAGAUCCAAUUUUAAUAAACACCAAAUAACUCAUACCAGAAACAGACCUUAUGAGAGCAGUUAUUGCAUGAAAGGCAUUACCCAGACAUCCGUUCCCAGUAUGCAUCAGCAAUAACAUAAAGUGAAACAAAGUCUAAAUUUCUCGAAGGAAAAAAAAAUCUCCGUAGAGUCUGAUUCAAUUGUGUAUUACAGAAUCCAUGAUUCAGAAGAACCCCCGGAAUGCGCUGCAUUGUUGCAAAGGUACACCUUGUUUUAUAUGAAGGAAAUCACUUAGACAAGAACAUUUAAGAGUGAGGGGAAGUGUCCAUAUUCGUACUAACCUCGUUAAGGAUUAUAAAACUCUUUUGGGAAGAAACCCGGACUAACCUUGAGAAAAGUGUCUCUGUAGAAAGUAGUACAAGAGGGGCGCCUGGGUGGCUCAGUCGGUCAAGCAGCCGACUUCGGCCAGGUCACGAUCUCGCGGUCCGUGAGUUCGAGCCCCACGUCGGGCUCUGGGCUGACG